Molecule: messenger RNA, 1545 nt
Organism: Emiliania huxleyi CCMP1516
Lineage: Eukaryota; Haptophyta; Isochrysidales; Noelaerhabdaceae
Exons: 3
Coding region: 1-1404 (467 amino acids)
Cellular component (GO): COPII-coated ER to Golgi transport vesicle; endoplasmic reticulum
Source: RefSeq, a predicted model, not a curated record
AUGGUCAGGCUGCGCGACGCGCACUUCUUUCGGAAGGUCCCAGUCGACGUCUCGGAGGGGACCGCUGUGGGCGGACUCCUCUCCGUAGCCGCGGUCCUCGUAGCUUGCUGGCUCGUGUCGGAGGAGAUUAGCGCAUACAGCACAGCCAAGCUGACCACGCAGAUGGCACUUGACCACACCGCGAUGCCCUCGCCGCUCGGCCCUGCGGCGUACGAGUCGAUCCGCGUCAACUUCAACAUCUCGAUGCUGCGCAUCCCAUGCCAGUACGCGACACUCUUCGUGUCGGACCACGUCGGCGCGCACAAGUCUGGCGGCGCGCGCAACAUGCACAAGGUGCGGCUCGACCGGGAGGGACGCUCGCUGGGCAUGUACUCUCCGCACCGCUAUGCGGGCUCGUAUCGGCCGGGGCCGUAUCAGCUGGACGACGGCACCGCGCUCGACGAGCAGGGCUUCCAGGCGCUCGCCAAGUCGAAGGCGGGCGUGAUGGUCAACUUCUUCGCGCCGUGGUGCUUCUGGUCGCAGAAGCUCGUGCCGGCGUGGGAGGCGGUCGGGCGGCGGCUGCACGCGCGCGCCUACUCGCAGUCGUUUGCGUUUGUCCGCGUCGACUGCACGUCUGCAAAGGGGCGCGACCUGUGCCGCUCGCACUCCAUCCACGCGUUCCCGACGGUGCGGACCUACCGCGGGAGCGUGCACGCCUUUGAGCCGUACGAGUACGGCCGCGAGGAGAACGUCAUCUGGCUGCACAUGGUCAAGAUCGCGGCCGAGGUGGUGGUGCAGCGGAUGCACGACCCGUCGCCGCUCGACGAGGACGGCUCGCCGCUCGAGAUGUGGGAGGAGGAGGCCGGGCACGAGGGGUGCAACCUGUUUGGCUACGUCGAGGUCUCGCGCGCGCCGGGCACCAUCCACCUCGCGCCGCACUCGAGCCGCCACUCGUUCGACUUUUCGCACGUCAACACGUCGCACCACAUCGACCACCUCUCCUUCGGCCUCGAGCUCGGCGCCAUCGAGCGGCGCGGGCUGCCGCCCGACGUGCGCAAGCACCUGCUCUCGCUCGACGGGCGCGCCUUCACCGCCGCGACGGCGCACCUCACGCAGGAGCACCACGUCAACAUCGUCCCGACGCGAUACCAGCCCGCCGGCUCCGUCGCGCACGUCGAGACGUACCAGUUCACCGCCACCUCCCACGCGCGCACCAAGGACACGCUGCCUUCGCUGCUCAUCUCGUACGACGUCUCGCCCAUCCAGGUCAACAUCGCCGAGAGGCGCCAGCCCACCUCGGAGCUCGUCCUCUCCUUUUGCGCAAUCAUCGGUGGCGUCGUCGCCGUCUUUGGCAUCAUCGACGGCAUGCUGUACACCGGCUCCGCCGUCGUGCGGCAAAAGCUCUCCGCAGGCAAGCUGCACUGAGAAGGCGGCCCGCCGGAGGAAGAGUCGAGCGAGCCGGCCAGGGGCUCGCGCCGGCUCGAGCGAAGGCAGCCGUGCACAGGGCAGCGGACGAUGGAUCGGUGAGCUCUGGGAGAGCGCUGUGACGAAGAUCUUGUUUCCCGA